CACCCCGCACGAGCAGUGAGGAGGGCGAGAUGGCGAGCCGCCGCCGCCGCCGCCACCCCUGCUCGCCGGCGGUCGGGCCACUGGAAGACGACGACCUGCUCAUCGAGAUCCUCGUCCGCCUGCCCCCGCAGCCCUCCUCCCUCCCCCGCGCCUCCGCCGUCUGCAGGCGCUGGCGCCUCCUCCUCUCCGACCCAGGAUUCUCCCGCCGCUUCCGCAUCCACCACCGCCGCAACCCUCCCCUCCUCGGUUUCUUCGUCGGAAAUGAAGAUCUGCCGUUCCGACCUACUCUCGACGCCCCCGAUCGUGUCUCCCCCGGCCGUUUCUCCUUGCAGCGCGGCGACGGCGACCGGUUCAUGCCCCUUGGAUGCCGCCAUGGCCUGGUACUCGUCUUCAACGAACCUAAGAACCAGAUCCUGGUGUGGGACCCCGUCACCGGCGACCAGCACUGCGUUGACGUCCCCCCGGUGGUUGCGAUACAUGCGAAGAAGACAAGGAUGAACGGGGCGGUGCUUCGUGCUGCCGGAGACGGUGACCAACACUUCCGAGUGGUGUUGACAGUGGCAGACAAUGACGACAAGCAACACAGACGAGUGCUUGCCUGCGUUUACUCGUCAGAGACUGGCGCAUGGGGUGAUCUGCUCUCAGCACAGCUUCCAUCUGGUGUUCCAGUGAGUGAUUCUCCCGCUUUGGUUUCUACUUACAUGCGUGCUGUGCUGAUUGGGGAUUCCCUUUACUGGAGGCUUGCUGGGAUUUUUUAUGGAAUUCUUGAGUUUGAUUUGGAGAAGCAAAGCCUAGCAGUGAUACCGGUGCCAGUGCAUAUCCUUGAAGAGGGCCACCUAUUCUCGAUUAUGCCCGCAGAGGGUGGUGGCCUUGGUUUACUCCUCCCGACAGACGGCUGCAGCAUCCAGUUAUGGAAGAGGAAGACUGAUUGUGAUGGUGUUGCUUCAUGGUGGCUUGGAAGAACCAUUGAACUGGACAAACUACUUUCUCUGAAUUCAGAGGAGAAUAGCAUAAUGAUACAAGGGGCCAUGGGGGGAAAUAAUGUGGUGCUUGUGUGGACACAUCACAUGCUCUUUACGGUCCAUCUUGAAUCAUUGCAGUUCAAUAAACUUUCUGGGUACUACCCCCUUCAUCAGUAUCAUCCAUUUGAAAGAGUCUACGCUGCAGGUAUCUAGGGUUACAUUCCGGUGGCUGAGAUGCAGAAAAUGGAUAGCGUGCCGUAGGUUCUUCCAUUUUGUAUGCUGUUCACGGGGCCUAUCGUGUGCUACACCCAGAAUUUGGCCCUCUGUACUGUCCAGGUGUGAAGUUGUAUGACCUGUAGGAACUAAUCGCUUCGUUUUCCAACUUACAUGUAUAUUAUCUAGUAUGUUAUGCAUGAGGAUACAGUGACUUGCUUUGCUUGGCCA
Hordeum vulgare subsp. vulgare (domesticated barley) is the source of this 1406-nucleotide messenger RNA. RefSeq names its product F-box protein At5g03970. Lineage: Eukaryota; Viridiplantae; Streptophyta; Magnoliopsida; Poales; Poaceae. The record is from RefSeq and is a predicted model, not a curated record. The transcript has 2 exons. Gene Ontology annotation, molecular function: protein binding. Bases 30 to 1175 code for a protein of 381 amino acids.